CGCUUGUCGUCAGUGCAAAGUCAAGGGCUGCUUAUCAGCAGCAUCUCGGCCUCAGUCGUGUGUUUGCGUGGAGCAGCUGAGGUGAGCUGCCUGGGGAUUACGUUCUCUCCUGCUGUUGUGGACAGUCACGGAGGGAGACCAUGGCUGUGAUGGAGGGGUUUCUUCUCCAGGCCCCCGCUCCUGUGACUCUCCUGGGGGCUGUGCUGGUGCUGCUGGCGUUUUAUCUGCUCUCACCUUCUCCCGACUCAGCGAGGGAGCCCCCAGGCCCCCGGCCCCUGCCUCUCCUGGGGAACCUGCUUCUCCUGGAUCUGAAAAACCUGCAUGCCUCUCUCUGUGAGCUAUCAGAGAAACAUGGCAGCGUGUUCACUGUGCACUUUGGCCCAAAGAAAGUGGUUGUGCUGGCAGGAUAUAAGACCGUCAAACAAGCACUUGUCGACUAUGCUGAGGAGUUUGGGGAGCGGGAUGUCUCCCCCCUUUCCCAUGAUAUUGUCCAGGGACACGGUAUUGUGUUUGCCAAUGGAGACUCGUGGAGAGAGAUGAGACGCUUUGCCCUCUCCACGCUGCGCGACUUUGGCAUGGGUAAGAGAGGGUGUGAGGAGAAAAUCAUCCAGGAGGUCCACCACCUGGCGGAGGUGUUCGAGAAGUUCAAGGGUGAACCUUUCAACACAACCCAGCCAGUGAAUUAUGCUGUCUCCAACAUCAUCUCCUCCAUCGUCUAUGGAAGCCGCUUCGAAUACACUGACCCAGUCUUUCAAAAAAUGGUUGACAGGUCCAACGAGAACAUCCGGCUUCUUGGCUCUGCAGAAAUACAGCUGUUCAACCUGUUUCCACGGCUGGGCCGCUGUCUGGGGCAGUGGUUAGGGAAUCGUGCCUUGCUGCUGAAGAAUUCCUACUCCAACAUUGAGGAGAUGAAGGGGCUGGUGAAGAGACUGCAGGAGUCGCUGAACCCUCAGCAGUGCAGGUGCUUUGUGGACUGCUUCCUCAUUCGACAGCAGGAGGAGGCAGGGCAGAAGGGCUCCCACUUUCACCAGAAUAACCUGAUCAUGACUGUCGGCAACCUGUUUGCAGCCGGGACUGACACCACUGCAACCACACUGCGCUGGGGGCUGCUUCUCAUGGCCAAGUACCCCCACAUACAGGACCGCGUCCAGGAAGAGAUGAGCCGGGUCAUCGGGGACAGGCAGCCGCGAACCGAGGACCGGAGGAGCCUGCCCUACACCAACGCCGUGAUCCACGAAAUCCAGAGACUGGCCAACAUCUCCCCCUUGAGUCUCCCCCACGUCACCAGCAGUGAUAUCACCUUCCAGGGAUUCCUCAUUAAGAAGGGAACCACAGUGAUCCCACUCUUGGCUUCAGUGAUGCAGGAUGAGAGUGAAUGGAAAAACCCCUACAGCUUUAACCCUGAUCACUUCCUGGAUGAAGAGGGCCACUUCAUCAAGAGAGACGCCUUCCUGCCCUUCUCUGCAGGGCGGAGGGCGUGUCUGGGAGAGAGUCUGGCCAGAAUGGAGCUCUUCCUCUUCUUCACCUCCCUGCUGCAGAGGUUCCGCUUCUCUGUACCCCCUGGGGUGUCUGAGACAGAGCUGGACCUUACCCCAAUCGUUGGGGCAACCCUCAGCCCCUCCCCCCAUCGACUCUGUGCCAUAAGCCGGGCGUGAACCCCACUCCUGCGUGUUGUGUGUAAACACCGCAACAAUGCCUGACAUGUUCUGCAUAUACCUGCAUCUUUCAGUGUCUGUUUUCAAGCAGCCAUCAUAGAAUACUUUUGCAUGCUAUGAUGCAUUGACACAUAGGCUUCUGUGCUAACUUGCAAUGAGGUGCACCUAGAACACAAAACCAACAGUCAAAAGGUUUCAUAAGAAUAGCAUAAAUGUAAAUGAUCUGAUUUCAUAAGAAUGAAGAAUAUGACUAGGUAAAAACAUUGCAAAGGCAAAAGCAGGCCAUUCAACCUAUCUUAGCUCAUCAUUUCGCCUAUAUUUGGAGUUACAUUCAGGCGUGCUUCAGGGACCUAUCCUUAGGUCACUAUCAUUUAUUAUUGUCAUUGAUGGUAUUGGUCAUAAGACAAGAAAUGCCAGUGUACAUUUCUGUGCUGGUGACAGAAUUGUGUCUCUACUGGAAAAAGCAUCUCAGGAAGCACAGCUUGCCCUUGAUGACCUUCAGCAGAAUCUAAAUCUCAAACCAGUUCUGAACUCUGACAAAACAUGCAUGCUAUAUUCCGGUGCUUUACUUCCUGGUAAAAUGAAGAUAUGUAACAUAACAGAAAAUAAAAUGUUAAAAAACAA
Messenger RNA from Megalops cyprinoides (Indo-Pacific tarpon), 2279 nucleotides. RefSeq names its product cytochrome P450 2K1-like. Gene Ontology annotation, cellular component: intracellular membrane-bounded organelle; cytoplasm. The record is from RefSeq and is a predicted model, not a curated record. Gene Ontology annotation, molecular function: iron ion binding; heme binding; oxidoreductase activity, acting on paired donors, with incorporation or reduction of molecular oxygen, reduced flavin or flavoprotein as one donor, and incorporation of one atom of oxygen. Gene Ontology annotation, biological process: xenobiotic metabolic process. The transcript has 9 exons. NCBI's taxonomy places the organism in Eukaryota, Metazoa, Chordata, Actinopteri, Elopiformes, Megalopidae. The coding region runs from base 141 to 1655 and encodes 504 amino acids.